CUCCUGGAAGAGGAACUCUCCUGUUCUAUGUGCUCUGAAAUCUUCAGGGAUCCUGUUGUCCUGAGAUGCAGUCACAGCUUCUGUGAGGCCUGUCUGCAGCAGUACUGGGAUCAGAAGGGAUCUCGAGAGUGCCCAGUUUGCAGGAGAAGUGCUUCUAUGGAUUAUCCUCCAAUUAGCCUGUCUCUGAGGAAUGCCUGUGAGGCGUUCUUAAAGGAGAGAAGUCAGAGAGCUAAAGCAGGAUCUGAAGUGCUCUGCAGUCUGCACAGUGAGAAACUCAAACUCUUCUGUUUGGUGGAUCAAAUACCCGUCUGUGUUAUCUGCCAAACUUCAAGAAAACAUGAAAACCAUAAAAUGCUACCAGUUCAGGAGGCUGCAGAAGAGUAUAAGGAGAAACUCAGGACUGCACUGGCUCCACUGCAGGAGAAGCUAAAAGCCUUCAAUGCAGUGAAACGAAUCUGUGAUCAAACAGCAGAGCACAUCAAGAGCCAGGCCCAGCACACAGAGAGACAGAUAAAGAUGGAGUUUGAGAAACUUCAACAGUUCCUAAAAUAUGAAGAGGCAGCCAGGAUCACUGCACUGAGGGAGGAAGAGGAGCAGAAGAGUCAGAUGAUGAAGGAGAAGAUUGAAAAGAUGACAGAAGAGAUAUCAUCCCUUUCAGAACAGAUCAGAGCCAUAAAACAGGAGCUGGGAGCUGAAGACAUCUCAUUCUGUGUGUCUCUCAGUGGGGCUGUGAGUGUGUGUCUCAGUGGGGCUGUGUGGCAGAACGCUGGGAGGGAUGGAGCCAUUUUCUUACAGAAUGAAGAUCUGAUGUUGCUGCUGAUAAUCUUCUAUGGUAAUGAAGCCACGCCCACAGCACAAGUGACUCCUGAAUAUUAUUGCAGAGCCCAGUGCACACUGGGGGAUCCAGAGAAGGUCUCAGGAGCACUGAUUGAUGUGGCCAAGCACCUGGGCAAUCUGAAGUACAGAGUGUGGGAGAAGAUGCUGGGGACUGUUCAAUACACUCCUGUGACUCUGGACCCAAACACAGCACAUCCCGACCUCUCACUGUCUGAGGAUCUGACCAGUGUGAGAGACAGUGAUGAGAAACAGCAGGUUCCUGAUAAUCCAGAGAGAUUUGAUUGGUGGGGUUGUGUGCUGGGCUCUGAGGGAUUCAGCUCAGGGAGACACUGCUGGGAUGUAGAAGUGGGGGGUGGGGACUGGUUCGUGGGUGUGGUUAAAGAGUCCAUCAGCAGGAAAGGGGUUGUUGAUCUGAGGCCAGCAGGAGGAGUGUGGGGUAUAUUUAAAUAUGGCAGUGGGAAAUACGCAGCCCUGACCUCUCCAUCUACAGCCCUCACUGCGCAGAGGGAACUCCAGAGGGUCAGAGUGCAGCUGGACUGGGACAGGGGGGAGGUGUCAUUUUCUGACCCCCGUAACAACACUCCUCUCUACACUUUUAAACACUCCUUCACCAAGAGACUGUUUCCAUUCUUUAAUUUUUCUUCUCUCCAGACUCGUAUACAGAUCUGUCCAAUGAAGGUGUCUGUAACAGUGGAGUAG
Molecule: messenger RNA, 1536 nt
Organism: Conger conger (European conger)
Lineage: Eukaryota; Metazoa; Chordata; Actinopteri; Anguilliformes; Congridae
Product: E3 ubiquitin-protein ligase TRIM35-like
Exons: 5
Molecular function (GO): protein binding; zinc ion binding
Source: RefSeq, a predicted model, not a curated record